Molecule: messenger RNA, 1515 nt
Organism: Bombina bombina (fire-bellied toad)
Lineage: Eukaryota; Metazoa; Chordata; Amphibia; Anura; Bombinatoridae
Gene: ASB6
Product: ankyrin repeat and SOCS box containing 6
Exons: 7
Coding region: 169-1452 (427 amino acids)
Biological process (GO): protein ubiquitination; intracellular signal transduction
Cellular component (GO): BRCA1-BARD1 complex
Molecular function (GO): protein binding
Source: RefSeq, a predicted model, not a curated record
UGCCUCUAGACUACUUUGGCCCAGCUCAGCUACGUAACUCUACUGCACACUCUGGCCUGAGCAUCUCCUCUGUUCGCGGCCUAUCUAUACUGCACACUUGUCUAUGGUAAGAUUGUGGGUCCUCCGGCUGUAGCAGGUCUCUGGGCUCUUACGGUAAAGUCUGUCGUCAUGCCUUUCCUCCAUGGCUUUCGGAGGAUUAUAUUUGAAUACCAGCCUCUCGUAGACAAGAUCCUGGAAGCUAUAGGCAUACAGGAGGACACUGAGCAGGCAGAAGAAUCGCAUACCAGUAACAGCUACCUGCUAAAUAACGGUGAAAAGUUCCAGACCUUGAAUGAACUACUGGAGAGACAUUUGUGGUCUGCAUUUUACAAGGAAGGUGUAAGCUACGCCCUGCUGAAGGUGGCUGAAUUGGGAUAUGUGCCCGCAGCUGCGCUCCUUCUGCAACACGGUGCCGAUCUGAGCUUUGAGGACCCUGUAACAUAUUACACAGCUCUACAUAUUGCUGUCCUCCGAAACCAGCCAGAUAUGGUGGAGCUGCUCGUUCACAGUGGAGCUGAUAUUAACAAGAGAGACCGAAUUCAUGAGAGCAGCCCCUUGGAUCUGGCCAGUGAGGAACCAGAGCGGGUGCCGUGUUUGCAGCGUCUGCUGGAGCUUGGAGCAGAUGUAAAUGCAGCUGACAAAAACGGGAAGACCGCGUUGUUGCAUGCGCUAGCCAGCAGUGACGGCGUGCAAAUCCAUAACACAGAAAACAUCCGUCUCCUGCUGGAGGGAGGUGCUGACGUGAAGGCCACUACAAAGGACUAUGACACUGUAUUCUCGUGUAUUAUAUUCCUGCUAGGGGAGACAGUGGGAUCUGAUGAAGAGGAAGCAAAACUUAUCAACAGCUUCUGCUUUCGAGUCAGCCAGCUCCUGAUUGUUCAUGGCGCAGACCCCAGCGAGUGCCCAUCUCACGAGUCCCUCACGCACACGUGUCUCAAGAGCUUCAAGGUGCACUUUCCGCUCCUCUGCUUCUUGUUGGAAUCUGGUGCGUGUUAUAACUGCUCGCAGCACGGACCUUCAUGUUGGUCUGGGUUCCACAUUGUCUUUGACAGAUUAUGCAGUUACCUUGGCAACUGUGAUGACUGUGAUUCCGUGGACCUGCUACAGAAAGCAGAAUGUGCUUUGGAACUUAUGAUCGCCAGCUCUCCUCAAAUUAAACUUCCCAGAAACUUAGAAAUAAAUACUACGAUGUGCAGUGUGCACGCGAACAAGGUGACGGCUCUCUACCAGUCUCUUAAACAGCUAGAACAAUCCCCCCCUACGCUGAAGCACCUGUGUAGAGUCUUCAUCCGCCAACAGCUCAGACCUUGGCCCGUGGAUGUGAAAGUUAAAGCUUUGCCGCUCCCAGACAGGCUGAAGUGGUAUUUACUGAUUAAUGACUCGGCUCCCAGAGCCACUGAGGAGGGUUCAUAAUCCGUUUCAUUUCAGAACUGUAUAUGACGGUCCCAGCUUAUUAAAUGUGCUGUGUGAUGUAAA